Messenger RNA from Trichomonas vaginalis G3, 363 nucleotides. RefSeq names its product RNA polymerase II transcription regulator recruiting protein. The transcript has a single exon. Bases 1 to 363 code for a protein of 120 amino acids. NCBI's taxonomy places the organism in Eukaryota, Parabasalia, Trichomonadida, Trichomonadidae. The record is from RefSeq and is a predicted model, not a curated record.
AUGGAAGGAAAUUCGCACCCUGAUUGCACGUCACAGAGAAGAAGGUUUACAUCAACUGAAGAUCAGAAGAUAAUUCAUUUAGUUGAAGAUUUGAAGAUUCAUUCGUGGGAAGCCGUUGCAAAGCAUAUUCCAUUCAGAACAGCAAGCCAAUGUAGAGAUAGGUAUAAUCACUACUUGUCUGUGAAGGUUGUAAAUAAGCCAUGGUCUCUUGAAGAAGACGAGAUAAUUUAUAAUAAGUUCAAAGAAAUCGGCCCAUUAUGGAGUGUAAUUGCAAAAGAUCUUCCUAUAAGAAAUGGUUCAUGUAUAGGGUGGCAGGAAACCCCCGUAGCAUCUAGGGAUCAAAAGGAGAUAGCUACAUUCUAG